Cephus cinctus (wheat stem sawfly) is the source of this 5749-nucleotide messenger RNA. RefSeq names its product endochitinase A. The coding region runs from base 2372 to 4657 and encodes 761 amino acids. The record is from RefSeq and is a predicted model, not a curated record. The transcript has 4 exons. Lineage: Eukaryota; Metazoa; Arthropoda; Insecta; Hymenoptera; Cephidae.
UUUAACAAUUUUAUCGCUACUUUUUUAGUCAUCGGUUUUUUCAGUCGAUUUUCCAAAAAAUCCCCGUAACUACAAUCUCAUCGCAUCAAUCCAUUUAAUUAACAUGGAAUUAACCUGAUGUAGAUACCAAUGUAUGUAUUUGUCCGUAUCAUAUGGUUCAAUUUAAUUUUCGUAUCCGCGAACAAUUUGUUGAACGUUAUCAACCAUUUCGGUUUGUUAAUUAACGAAAUUCUGUUUUUCAUAUUCACGUGGCGUCACGGAUUUAUCAAAUUCUUAAAAAUCAUUUUACAUACUAAUUCCCUUAACUGUGUAUCUCACGAAAGGGGGUGCUCGGCUUAUACGUGUGACGUGCCAUCAGCUUUAAAGCACCCCUUACCACCGUAACCCUUUUACUUUAAGCCAAUUCGUUAAACUUGAAUAUAUUUUCCGAGUAAUCAGUCUUAACUCGAUUACACUUUACACGCAGAGUGGCUGCCAGUGCCUGGCGCAGUUUCAUCUUUUUUUUGCACGUACAUAUGCUUAUAACGCUUGCGCCGCUUUGAUUUUUUCGCAUUUUCAGGAAAUCCAGAAUAUCGUCGGAAAAAAUUAUUCCGUCCAAAAAUAAAAGUCAGCCCGAGAUUAAUCCAGGAAUUACAGAUUGCGAAAACAUUCUAUCACCAUAGCUUUAUUUCCAGGCCAUUCAAAAUAUCGAAGGAGAUUACCCGGUGGAAAAAUUGAGCAAAGGGGAGAGGACCAUCUCCAAUCUCAUCGGAUUACUAAUUAAAACUGAAUUCUUCCCAAUUAUCAGCUUCUUAGUCGAACGAUCAAGGUCUACCGGUAAUACCAAAGAAGGGGUAGCGGUACCGUCGACGAAGAUACCCUUCAAAACCUUUUAGAAGGAGAUUAAGAUCCUAUCAUCAGUACAACAACCUUUGGCAAAAUAAUCCACAACGAAUAAUCCAAUCCUACCAACUGUACCAUUUACAUAAUUAAAAAAGGAAAAUCCGAUUAUCACUAACCCGACCAUUUAACAUUUCGAUAUUAGUCACAGCACGAAAAACCCUAAUAUCCAAAAAUUUUCAAAAAAGGUAAAACUCAAAACCCAUAUUAAAAAAAAAAAGCACUAACCUUGCGAAAGGUAUAGAAAUAAGCGACCGAGAAGAGACAGGUAAAAUACCGUAAAAAUCAUAAGGAGAGAACGAAGCCAAGAGCCUUUUCCCUAUCCCACAUUCCCUACCCUAUUUUCAGGUUGCAACGAGCUACUGCAAAGCAGUAACGUCGCGCGCAAACACGUACGUUAGAUACGUAAUGCGUGGAGGGACGUAACGUAGGGCGUAAAUUGCCGUAGCGUUUCAGUGUUUCAGGUUUUAGGUUAUCCUAGUAGCUGGGAUUGUCGGUUUUGGGAGCCGUGGCUCUCAGCGCCACUCUUCAGCCAUCCCGUACAGUUUAUCUGUGAGGAACGUGGUCCAGAAGGCUGAGGAUAGAGGAAGAGGGAGAAAGAGAGACAGAAGGGAACAGUGAGAAAGUGAGUGAAAGAAGGAAACUACUAUAUGUACGACUGUGCAAGUGUGGCACGAAGAGCCCAUUAGAGUCUCGGGUCAGUGUGGGUCCCAUGUAAGCGAUGCGUUGGUGUCCCGCGAGAGGAACCCUGGGAGAAGCUCCACCGAAAGCCAAGAAGCUUUUAAUCUGGUGAGGAUUGGACCGGCGCCAGGAAGCAGGAGGGAAACUGUUGUAGCACUUGACGACGUGGAUAGCAGGGACGAGUCGUGGAUCGUUGGAUGCCUUUUGAACGUGAUUGGUGAGGAGAAUGUAAUUAGUGACGGGUCUUCCGGACAGCUUCUGCUUGGCUGACAUUGCUCGUGGACCGCGUGAGAGGUGUCGAACCACCGUCGCGACGGCGGCACUGGUGCGCCGAGGUGGAACGAGAGGAAGGUGCAGGAAAACCGGCGCGAAAGUAAUCGCACGGGCCUGGACCGAUGGGUAGACACUCGGUCCACUUCAUUUGCCAUCUCAACGAGGUGCCGUUAAACUGAAUUGAAAAGUGUCCUCGUACAAGGUGCUGGAGUUUCUGGUGGUUCUUGCUGUAUCUAUAGCCUACCCGGAGCUGGGGAUGAUUACAGUGCAGCUAGAUGGUGCUUCUUAGUGUUCGUGGUUCGUGUCUGUGCUCUGGUAUACCAUAGUAUAUAUAUAUACAUAUAUAUAGUGUCGACUGCCGCUGUGUCACCUGGUGAAUUCUCAAUAGCAGUGCAUGGAUCGUUCGUGCUGGAGCGAUACGAAUUCUAUGGUGGUUCUCCGGAGCUGAAGAUAUAGCCGAGAGAGGGAGAUUCUCCUCGUUGGAUAUUAUCAGGGCUUUUACGUGGGUCUCAGGAGUGCCGAAGGUAUACAGCGAACCAUGGCGACAGCCACUAUGGGUCUACGUCGACGCGUACCGGUGAACAAUUCACCGACCCCGUCGAGCCAUUCAUCGUCAUCCGGCUCUAACAAACGUUCCAGAUCAGAGAACAACAACAGUCCAUCUCAUGGAAAUUUAAAUUCACCAAAUUGUUCGAGCCACAACGAACCGCCGACGAAGAAGUCCCGAGGGACUUCGACGAGCGCCUCCAAGAACUCGACUGUAUCGUCCUGCUCGUCGCCGGGAACAGAUUCUAACGCGGGACAAUCCUCCAAGAGCCGUGGGACUUCGAACAAGUUCACUUCCCAAGGGAAGAACUCCUCGGCGAGCGGAAGUUCCACUACCUCUAUCAAUGCUACCACCACUACGUCCUCGAAUACACUGUCGUCUCUAGCGACUGCAGAGGCUAACGGGAACGGACUGGUUACUCCUGUGGCGGCUUCAUGGUCAACCGGACCAUCCAUGGCGGAUGGAUCAUCCUUUGGUUCUGUUAACGCCAUCGGUAUCAACGGUAAUCAGUCGAGCAUGUGCGCAGGAAGCUUAAGUAUGCCUUCGACGAUACCGUACAUGGCCACGUCGAUGGCGACCUUCGUCGGGAAUGCUACGAAUCUUGGUAAGAACGGAUCGGUUUCGUACCUGGACAUUUCUAAUAUGACGGCGGGAGGAAGUCUGAAUGGAAGCGGAAAUAGCAUGACUGGUAGUUUCGUAGCUGGCGCUAAGGGAGCUGGUGCUAUGGAUAGUAAGAGUGGUAUAGGUUUGCCGUUUACGGGGGUAGCACCAGGCACCGCCAGUGCCAACUUUGUCGGGAAGUCUGGUCAGGGCGUGGACGUUACAACCGGUGCACCUAAAAAGUUUCAAAACGAUGCGAUGUUCAGUGCUUAUCAGCCAUGGGUAAUUAAGACCUACGGUGAUCUGGCAAAGACGAAGACUAUUACUAUCAAGAAAUACGCAAGGAUUUUGAGGACACUACGCGGGGAGGAAGUGAACAGCGCUGAAAAUAGCAAGUUUCGUUUUUGGGUAAAGAGCAAGGGAUUUCACAUUGGACAACCUGAGGGAUACGACGCGAAACCCGCUGACAGGAUUGUCGGCCGACAUGCUGUCACCAAUCCUGGUUUGGAUCCUCCGCUCUAUGUGCCGACACAGCUACCGCACAACAAGGCAUUAAAUGGCGCCGAGGGUACCGUAUCUCCAGGAAGGGUAUACAAAAAAGUGGCCAUCGUAGAGAACUUCUUCGACAUCAUACAUGCGGUUCACGUCGAUCUGGAGGGUCGUCCAGGAAAACACGCCGGCCAAAAACGCACUUAUCGAACGAUUACGGAGACGUACGCGUUUCUACCCAGAGAAGCUGUGACGCGGUUCCUGUUGGGUUGCACCGAGUGCCAGCGACGUCCCAGGACGCCCAGUCCUACCAACCUCUCGAAUCAGUCACAAAGCGCGGCGGCGUCAUCCACGUCAACCCCUCUGAGUCCAACGCCUGGUACCGCAUUGUCCGCGUCGCCUGUUCAGAACAGUCCGAAACCACGUGAGGCAAGUCAUGCUCCAGAGAGUAAGACUCUCUUCAACUACAGGCAUCCGAAGCAUCAGAAGUCUGUGGUGCCGACCCCGGUGGCUGCGGCGCCAGCGCCGGAAAAGAUUGAGAAGGAGGAGAAAUACAAUCCACUGAGUAUCAGCAAUAUACUGAAGAAAGAGCCCAGCAGCACCUUCGCAUCCAGUACCGACAACCUGACCGAGUCUAGGAGAACGCCGGAAUCCGACAGAGCAAGCUCACGUAGCUCAGCGUCAUCCAAGAGGAGGAGGAUGCUACCCGAAGGACGAACACCGUCUCCGCAGCCUUCGACUCCAUUGCCCAGACCCUGGAGUCCUAGUAUAGACCCCAAGAACACUCCCAUAGACUACAGUCUUCCCAUAACGACCCUGUACCUGAAACAUCAGCAGCGAAUCCUCGCUGAGAAGAACAAGGCCUCGCUUAAAUCUGAACUCGAGCAGCAGCAACAGACGCAGCAGCAGUCGCAGCAACAACCGCAACCAGUUGUGAUCACGCCGGAAAUUGAAAUUAUCGAGAGAGAGAGGUUCUCACCAGCUGCUGGUCUCAUUGAUACCAACCUUAACCUUUUGGCUACUAUUCAGCAUCUGCACUGCCAGGUGAUGCUGGCUCUCACCGAGAGACUAAGACCGUCGGUCGUACCAACACCUUUGGUACUGCCAUCCGGACCCAGUGUUUUACCUGGCAAUGUCAUCUCGUCCGAAAUUUCGAUACCGACAGGAUUCAGCCCGAACAAUUCCUGAGUUCGUUCUUAUGUAGGUCAUCUUUUGCGAAUUUAUUGAACUGCAGCCGGAUUUAGGAUGGCUGCUGUAUCCGGAUCAUUCGUUAUUCAUCUGUUCGAUAGUCACUUGGACUACGUGCAUUUAACUGAAUAAUUAUAAGUGACAAGUAAUGGUAUAUUUAAGUGAUUCGAUGGGGGGUGGAAGGAUGGGUUUCUUUGAAUAUGUGUAUCGUGGAUAGAGGGUCCUCGUAGUUCGACUGAUUAAUUAUUACCGAUAAUUUCACAGGCGAGGAUGCAGUUCAAAAAUUAAUUUCUUAUUAGUCUGUACUGACAUUCUUGUCGCUAUGACGUACCGAAUUAUUCAGAUUUUUGGAGUCGAUCUCCGAAGAAUAUUUUAUGCAUUUACAACUCUUAUCAGCGUAGGUAGAAGUUUAUUGACAUCACCGUUUUCGGUAUGAUUUUCGAUAAAAUCGAUCAGAUAGUUUUCAUUCGUCCUAUGGAAUAGUUCUGUCAAGAAAAUUUUCAUGUGACAUGGGAUUUCGUCAUUUCUUCAACGAUUCAUGUCAAUUUCAUUGAUCACUGAUGAAAAUCACGUUAUAUAUUAUUUGUCAUCUUCAGUCAGUUAGAUGAUAAUACUUUUCGUGUCUGACCGUGUAGAGCUAGCUUCGUGUAUAAUUACAUAAAGUAUCUUCUUGUAUAAUAAAGUAGCUGUGAAAUCAUGGUUGAAAAAAAAAUACAAUCGUGGAGUAGUACAAUAGUAUCCAUAUAGGCCUUAAGGUGUGCUUAUAUGAAAUGUUUGCUGAAACACUUGAUAAAUGUCGCGAAAGUAGAAAGUGAGAGAAAGAAAGAAAAUGAAAGUCCGUUAAAUUGAGAAAAAAAAAGUAACAAAGCAUAGCACGUUACACGUACGUACCCUGUAUGACGUGAAUACAAAAAAGCCUAAAGAAGCAGAGAAAUACACGGAUACGCGAAAAAAAAAGGAAAAUUUGAUUUUGUAAAUAAUCUUUGUAACAUAGCGCAAACCUCUUAAGGUUAAAUACAUAUGUACGUUAUUAUUAAUGAUAGUAUUAUUAAUUAUUAUUGUAUUAAUGUUAUUAUAUUUAAAAUGCACACC